AAGGUUUUGUUGGCGGAAUCUAUAAUGAGAGUGGUCGGACUUUUUUUACGAGUCGGAAAAUAGUUUAGACUGAAAUGCGGAUCGAAUGGAACUUGAAGGGAGGUUAUUUUUGAUGUUUCAUAUCCCAAAAUUUUACAGGUCGAUUUUAUUCCCUUACUCCCGAAGCCGUUUACUCGUGCGUUGAAUUACUGAUCCUGCUUACUGGUCGUCAAUACUAACAUAAAUCCAGCACAUUUCUGUCGCUUCAAAACGAGUCGAAAACGCAAUUUCUCCGAUAUGUCCGGCCAUGGAGGAAGUGGGCCUUCUGGUGCAGCCGGUGGCAGCAGUCAACCUCAAGAGACGCUUGAACAAUCACACCCUCUUUUUCAGUUCUGAAGAUUUAGCUACUGCGAUCUUGAAAAACAAAGCCCGGCCAAACCGGCUCUUGGUGGAAGACGCUAUCAAUGAUGAUAACUCCGUCGUUGCGCUUGCACAAGCGAAGAUGGACGAACUUCAACUGUUCCGUGGUGACACAGUAUUGCUUAAGGGCAAGAAACGGAAGUCCGCCGUGUGCAUAGUCCUGUCAGAUGAGACAUGUCCUGCGGAGAAGAUUCGUAUGAAUCGGGUCACUCGGAACAAUCUGAGAGUACGUUUGGGAGAUAUCGUGUCCAUCCAACCCUGUCCGGAUGUGAAGUACGGCAAGAGGGUCCACAUCCUUCCCAUCGAUGACACCGUUGAAGGCCUUACAGGGAGUUUAUUCGAUGUCUACUUGAAACCGUAUUUUUUGGAGGCCUAUCGCCCGAUUCAUAAGGGAGAUAUUUUCAUGGUUCGCGGUGGCAUGCGUGCUGUGGAAUUCAAAGUUGUGGAUCUUGACCCGUCUCCGUACUGCAUCGUAGCCCCGGACACAGUUAUUCAUUGCGAAGGCGAACCCAUUAAGAGAGAAGAAGAAGAGGAAGCUCUGAAUGAGGUCGGAUACGAAGAUAUUGGAGGUUGUCGCAAGCAGCUUGCACAAAUUAAGGAAAUGGUGGAGCUCCCACUCAGACACCCGUCUCUUUUCAAAGCAAUUGGCGUGAAGCCGCCGCGAGGAAUUCUGCUGUAUGGACCGCCAGGGACUGGAAAGACUUUGAUUGCUCGUGCUGUUGCGAAUGAAACUGGCGCGUUCUUCAUCCUCAUCAAUGGUCCUGAAAUCAUGAGCAAAUUAGCUGGAGAGUCCGAAUCCAACCUGCGCAAAGCCUUCGAAGAAGCGGAGAAGAACCCACCGGCCAUCAUCUUCAUCGACGAAUUGGAUGCGAUUGCGCCAAAGCGAGACAAGACGCAUGGAGAAGUUGAGCGCAGGAUCGUGAGCCAGUUGCUCACCUUGAUGGACGGAUUGAAACAGAGAUCUCAUGUGAUAGUGAUGGCCGCCACGAAUCGACCCAAUUCGAUUGAUGCCGCCUUGCGUCGAUUCGGCCGCUUCGAUCGCGAAGUGGACAUCGGCAUCCCGGAUGCAACUGGUCGGCUCGAAGUUCUCCGCAUACAUACCAAAAACAUGAAAUUGGGAGAUGACGUCGAUCUGGAGAUGAUUGCUGCUGAAACACACGGUUACGUCGGUGCCGACUUGGCUGCUCUGUGUUCUGAAGCUGCAUUGCAACAAAUCCGUGAGAAAAUGGACUUGAUCGACUUGGAAGACGAACAAAUCGAUGCAGAGGUUUUGAACUCAUUGGCCGUGUCUAUGGAGAACUUCAGGUUCGCCAUGGGCAAAAGCAGUCCAUCUGCCCUGCGUGAAACAGUUGUGGAGGUGCCCAAUGUUACAUGGACCGAUAUUGGUGGAUUGGACAGUGUCAAGAGAGAGUUGCAGGAGCUUAUCCAGUACCCUGUGGAGCAUCCGGAGAAGUUCCUCAAGUUUGGCAUGAGUCCGAGUCGUGGGGUUUUGUUCUACGGCCCUCCGGGUUGUGGUAAAACGUUACUUGCGAAGGCCAUUGCUAAUGAGUGUCAGGCAAACUUCAUUUCCAUCAAGGGUCCUGAACUUUUGACGAUGUGGUUCGGCGAGUCUGAGGCCAACGUGCGCGACGUUUUCGAUAAGGCUCGUGCAGCAGCGCCGUGUGUGCUUUUCUUCGACGAGUUGGAUUCCAUCGCCAAGUCUCGCGGUGGAAACGUUGGUGAUGCUGGAGGAGCUGCAGACAGAGUGAUCAACCAGAUUCUAACGGAAAUGGAUGGUAUGGGUUCCAAGAAGAACGUUUUCAUUAUCGGAGCCACGAACAGACCUGACAUCAUUGACCCCGCCAUUUUGCGACCUGGCCGUCUGGAUCAGCUGAUCUACAUUCCGUUGCCUGAUGAAAAGUCUCGUAUUUCUGUGCUGAAAGCCAACUUAAGGAAAACUCCUCUUGCCAAGGACGUGGAUUUGAACUUCAUCGCCAAGAUGUCGAACGGAUUCUCUGGUGCAGAUUUGACGGAAAUUUGCCAGAGGGCCUGCAAAUUGGCGAUCCGGGAAUCCAUUGAAGCGGAAAUUCGUAAGGAAAAGGAAAGGAUGCAGAAUCCGUCUGCCAUGGAAAUGGAAGUUGAGGAUGAUCCUGUACCUGAAGUCACGAAACACUAUUUUGAGGAAGCGAUGAAGUUCGCUCGUCGUUCAGUCACGGACAAUGAUAUCCGCCGCUACGAGAUGUUUGCCCAGACUUUGCAGCAAUCUCGCGGUUUUGGCAACUUCAGAUUUCCGGAUAGCGCUAGUUCUCAGGCAGGCGGUGCCGCCGGGCCUGGAGGAGCAGGCGGCUCUAAUUUCCAGGACGAUGAGGACGACUUGUACAACUGAAAGCUUCAGAAAUUGUGAAGAGAGUGAGGGGCUCGAGUGGGAUUCUUGAUAGCUUCAAUUUGUUUUCGCUGGAAAGAAAAGGGGGCAAGAAAGGAUCGAUGAAACGAAAUUCGAGGGGGGGUGAAAAUAAGAUAGGCGUCUCUUGAGAGCGACGUGUGUCUGGAUCGUGUACAUACAGUUAACGUAAUUCCUGGCGAUGGUGAUUUCAGUCUAGACUACGACGGGUUUUCUGUCAUCAGUUUUUUUUUUUUUUUUUU
Molecule: messenger RNA, 3021 nt
Organism: Notodromas monacha
Lineage: Eukaryota; Metazoa; Arthropoda; Ostracoda; Podocopida; Cyprididae
Source: the annotation of a GenBank genome assembly